CGGGAGGAGAGCCGCCCGAGACUUCUGGGAGUCGCCGAGUCCCGACCUAGGGAAGGAUGGAGGUCCAGGGCGAGAUGCGGGCGCUGAAGCCUUGCGUGUUGCGCCGCAAUCACAGCCGGGAGCAGUACGGCGUGGCGGCCUCCUGCCUGGAGGAGCUUCGGAGCAAGGCCUGUGACAUCCUGGGCAUCGAUGAGUCCCUGACACCGGUCACCCUGGUCCUGGCGGAGGACGGCACCAUCGUGGACGAUGACGACUACUUCCUGUGUCUGCCUUCCAACACUAAAUUUGUGGCCUUGGCCAGUAACGAGAAGUGGACAUACAGCAGUUCAGACGGAGGGACGGCGUGGAUUUCCCAAGAGUCCUUUGAUGCCGAUGAGACCGACAGUGGGGCAGGGCCCACGUGGAAGAACGUGGCCAGGCAGCUGAGAGGAGACCUGGCCAGCAUCGUCCUGCUGUCAGAGGAGCACCUCCAGGUGCUCAUUGACGCUCCGUGCUCGGAGCUGGCGCAGGAGCUCGGCCAGAGCCACGCCACCGUGCAGGGGCUCCGGGACACACUGCAGCAGGUGCUCGACCAGAGGGAGGAGGCCCGCCAGUCCAGGCAGCUCCUGGGGCUUUACCUGCAGGCCCUGGAGAAGGAGGGCACCGUCUUGUCGAAGCAGGAAGAGACCAAAGCUGCCUUCAGCGAGGAGACGGAUGCCGUGGACAGGGGCGUCAGCAGAGAGCUCUCCUCCGAGAGGACGCUCGCGAGCCGGGUGCUCACCACGCUGCGGGAGACGCCUGCUCCGGAGCUGAGUUUAUCCAGUCGGGACUUGGAGCUGGUUACCCAGGAAGACCCCACGGCGCUGGCUGUCGCUUUGAGCUGGGACCUGGCGAAGACGCAAGCCGCGCAGCAGGCCUGUGGCCGAGAGCUCGCCGCGCGCCUGCAGCAGGUGCACAGCCUGCGGUCUCUCAGGACCGCGUCAGCACGCAAGAGCCCCCGGCCCGGGGAAGCCCAGGAGCCCAAGCGAGCCAAGCCAGACCCCACGUAGCGACCGCCGGGAGGAUGCGAGGGAAGCCCUGGGCCUCGUCUCUGCUCUCGGUAAAUGCCUUCGGCCUGGUUGGUGUCCCUCCGCACAGCCGUGCCCUCGCCUUCCAGCAUGUUCUCUUGGCACAGGCUGGAAGACUGGCGUGACACCCGUCCAGAAGAAUCUAUCCCAGGUCUCCACGUGUGCCCCCCCCCCCCCCCCGUAUUGAAUGAGAGCUGCGCGCAGUUUGCCGCCUCCUGGCCUGCGCUCUCCCCUGUGUUAGCGCUGUUGCCAAGCACAGUGAGGAGAAACCAGUACCUGAGCCGGCGCUGUGGCGUAGCGGGUGAAAGCCGCCGCCUGCAGUGCCGGCAUCCCACAUGGGCACCAGGUCGAGUCCCGGCUGCUCCACUUCCGCUCCAGCUCCCUACUAAUGCACCUGGGAAAGCGGCAGAAGAUGGUUCAAGUCCUUGGGCCUCUGCACCCAUGUGGGGCCCGAGAGUUAGCUCCCGGCUCCCGGCUCCGGGUCGGCACAGCUCCUGUCAUUGCAGCCAUCUGGGAAGUGAACCAGCGGAUGGAAGACCUCGCUCGCUCGCUCUCUCUCUCUCUGCCUCUCUGUAACUCUGCCUUUCAAAUAAAUAAAUAUUUUUAAACAUGA
Messenger RNA from Oryctolagus cuniculus (rabbit), 1659 nucleotides. RefSeq names its product DNA fragmentation factor subunit alpha (gene DFFA). Gene Ontology annotation, molecular function: deoxyribonuclease inhibitor activity. NCBI's taxonomy places the organism in Eukaryota, Metazoa, Chordata, Mammalia, Lagomorpha, Leporidae. The record is from RefSeq and is a predicted model, not a curated record. Gene Ontology annotation, biological process: apoptotic process; apoptotic DNA fragmentation; negative regulation of execution phase of apoptosis. Gene Ontology annotation, cellular component: chromatin.